GUUUAAAAUGACAAUUAUCUGCUCAAUUGAUCAUAUCAGUCUGUUUUUGUUUAGUAGAAUAUUGCAGCCUGGACGUGAAACGUUCCUUGUUCUUCGUCGGAUCAGAAUUUUUUUCUUUUUUUGAAAAAGACUCAAAACAUUUGAAUUCUCUUUAGUGUUCCCGCCCUUAUUUCAUUAAGGGCGUCACUUGAGAUUGAUAAAUGCUCGAAUGUAAACAAGACUUGACAGAUACAAAAUCCCUUCCUAUCUUUACAAUUGAUUUCAACCCGUCUUUUAGCCUUAAACUUAGACAAAGUAAUGAGACUGGAAGUCAUGGUACAACUGUUUGGGAUUCUGCUAAAUUGUUAGCAUUUUAUUUAUAUGAUACUGUAAAGAAACCAUCCUUCGAAAAUCAACGGAAAAACAGCAGCAAUAGCACAAAGAAUAUAAAAACUUGUUUAGAGCUCGGAAGUGGUUGUGGUUUGGCUGGCCUAACCAUGGCCUCGCUAGGCUACCAAACUGUUUUAACCGAUCUUCCCGAUGUAAUUCAUUAUGUGCUUGAAAAAAAUUGUCAAGAUGCUACUAAAGAUAUCACGGAUUGGUGGUAUUACUUACAUCACCACCUGACGACAAGCAGUACUGCAGACCUAAUUCAGCCACCAUCAAUUAUUGUUGAGCCAUUGGAUUGGUUGAAAAUAGAUGUUGAUAGCACUUACUCUCAAGAGACCAACGUUUUUUACAAUUAUAUUCUGGCAUCAGAUUGUAUUUACGAGGUUGAAUUGGUCGAGCCUUUAUUGAAAUGUAUUCGGCAUUAUUCCUCAACUUCAACAAUCAUACUUAUUGCUGUAGAAAGAAGAGAUGAUGCUGUGAUUGAUAGUUUCAUUAAGAAGGCUGAAGCAUUUGGGUUCAAUGCAAGAAUGGUUUUGAAGAAGUUUUUGAGACAUGAUAUGGUAGACAACGAUGAUGUCGAAAUUUGGAAACUAAAAUUAAAACGCGGAAUCAAAUAGAAGCAUUGUAGCAAUAUAAAACCUGAGCCCAACUCCCAUACCAAAAAAAAAGUAGCCUUAAGCUGAUGUAAAUGCUAUAAGCAAUAAAUAAUGUCAC
Mycotypha africana is the source of this 1083-nucleotide messenger RNA. RefSeq lists its product as uncharacterized. Lineage: Eukaryota; Fungi; Mucoromycota; Mucoromycetes; Mucorales; Mycotyphaceae. The transcript has a single exon. Bases 201 to 986 code for a protein of 261 amino acids. The record is from RefSeq and is a predicted model, not a curated record.